AUGGAGGAAAUAAUUAGUCAGAUACAGACAGCCAUUUUCCACUUAGCUACACAAACUGGUAAUAAUUUUAGAAGAAAACACUUCAACAUCCUACACAAGCCUUCUAAGAAAAACAUCAGCAGAAAGGAACGCAAAGCACUUCUCAGUCUGAGGAAACACGACAAAAUAAGCAUACUUUCAGCAGAUAAGGGAAAUGGCACGGUAAUAAUGGACAAGGAAGAGUACGCUAACAAAAUCAAUGCCAUGCUGAACAACUCAUAUACAUAUAAAAAAAUCAAAAAAGAUCCAACAACGGGCAUGGGGAAAAAAACCAUCAAGCUAAUCAAAGAAGCUAACUUUCCUCCAUAA
Molecule: messenger RNA, 348 nt
Organism: Cephus cinctus (wheat stem sawfly)
Lineage: Eukaryota; Metazoa; Arthropoda; Insecta; Hymenoptera; Cephidae
Exons: 1
Coding region: 1-348 (115 amino acids)
Source: RefSeq, a predicted model, not a curated record